CAGCGUUGUUCUCGGAUCUAUGAAAGUGAGAUCAAUUCGAGGUUAUGUUGGAAAGGUCUAACGUGCACGUCAAAACCUCGUCCCCCAUGUCCUGUUCCCUCGGCAGCCCCCCCCCCCCCUCGCCCGCUGACCGCUGACAUGCCGCAGCCGCCUGCUGACAGCGACUCUGUCACCGCUGACCCCUCGCCACCCCUCCUCCGCCCACCGGGAUGCGAUUCCGCUCAUCGCGACGCUCAGAUUAUCAUCAUCGAGAUCACGUGUGGCCUAGCGCUAUCGAGCUCCGCCACGAUAGCGUUCGGCGCGGCUCGGCCCGCUCGAGCGGCCGCUCCACAGGUGCCUGGGACGCGUCCCGCCGCAGCCAUGGAGCACCGCCGCGUCACCAUGUCGCCGCUGGUGAUGGUGAUGAUGGUGGGAUUGGUGGUGCCGUUCACCAAUGCAGCGGCGGCGGUGAUGGCGACUCCGCUCGGCGCUACAGACUACCAAGCCGAAAUCCUGGAUCAGGUCAACAUCAUGGACCAGCUACUCAGCAACAUGACUAUCGAGCUGAGCAAAGCGACCCCAGAUCCGACCGGGGCGCCACCGGACGAGGAGACGGAACCGGACGGGCCGGACAAUCUGAAGCUAGACCACCCCAUGGACACGCUGGAGCUCCUGCCGCACGGCAAGGCGUUCGACAAACGGAGCGCGCAGUGGCUUCCCGAGCUGCCCAAAACCCUGAACCUGCAGAGAGAAGAAAACCUCCAGUCGGAGACGAACGCGUGUCACAAGAACGACGUCAGCACGACCCUGAACGGUUCAGUUGCUGUGCUUGACCGUGUCUCUGCUAGAGAGUUCACCCCAGAUGUCCUGGCCGACAUGAAAGCACAGAAUGAUGCACUGGACACGUUCUUCACUAAAUGUUCGCUGAGCGCUAUGGACUACGCGGAAGCCCAGGAACUGCUCGGUUCCGUGGCAGCGACGGAGACGCACGUGACUGCGGCUAAGGCGGCGGCCACACCGGCCGAGGUGGGCCUAGAGGUUGGCUCUGCCUUCAUGGUGGUGCUCAUCACUCUCAGCUGCCUGAUGGCGGUCGCCGCGAUGGUCGGCCUGGCCGUGGUGGGCUACCGUUACGCCACCGUCACGGCCCGUCCCUCUGCGCGCCCCACCAAGGGCGGCGGCGGACCGACCAUCCCGGCGGACAGGGUGCGCCCGGACGCCGGUCGGCCGAACCCGGCCUAUGAGCCGGCCGACCCGCCCGGCAGUCUGCACCAGGCGCGCAACGAGCGCUGGCGACAGGACGGCGAGGUGACGCCGCACCGGCCGGCCGCUUCAAAGUCCACCUGGGGCCGCAUCUGGGGCGGCGUGGUGCGCGACUACCAGCGUGCGCGCGACUCGUACGCCGAGCCGCGCCGCGCCUCGCCUCCGCCGCGCCGCGCCUCGCCUCCUCCGCGCCGAGCCUCGCCCCCUCCUCGCCGAGCCUCGCCGCCACCGCGCCGGGCCUCGCCCCCUCCUCGCCGAGCCUCGCCGCCACCGCGCCGCUACUCGCCGCCGCCGCAGCCGGAGAGUGGCGACAACUGGGCAUACGGACCGUCCGGGCGCAACAAGUCGACCGACUCUCCGUUCGCCUCAGCCUGGUAGGAGUUCAGAUCGAUGUUCCAUGUGUUCGGAUGCUCUGUGGAGUUGUUACUCUGAGCUCCAGUUUGGGACAGGUCUGCUGCCCAGUGCGUGAGCGGCGCAUGUAGCAGCUUGAUGGACUGCCUGGGCUCAGGACAGGAGUAAUACCAGUGUAAUCUGGCAGGUCUCAGUGAGACUGGAUGCGAGGAUAUCGAAGGCGAUGUGAGGACUCAGGCGACGGUAUAUGGUGAAACGUGCUGGCUCACACUUCCAAGAAGGCAAGGAUAGCAAUAUAUGGAAGACUGUGCUUCGCCACUCCACGAAAUUUUCAGCGGCACGACGUCUCUUGUGAUUUGUGAGCGGUAAUUUACUUCAUAAUGAGGAUUCACGAUGGGUGUGCAAGAAUUUGUGUUCUAAAAUUCCAUCGCCGGUGUAGGUAUAUAGAGAGUUGACACUGCAUAUUUAAAUGCCUAAGGCAUGUGUAGCUUCUAGGAUUGCAUGUGGGUGACGAUACCAGUCUAUUGGCUCUUGGUGAUAGACCUUCCAAGUAACUACGUAAGUUCAACUUUUGGCCGAAAAUUAAUUCCUUAAUUUGUUAAUUGCCGAGCACUUGAAGUAUUUUCUCAACUGUUGCCUAGAAAUAUCAUUGCUAUUGUUUAUUUUUCUUCUUGUUCUUGCUUUUCACCGCUUACUGGAGAUUUUUAUUAGUAUUUGUAUGCUGCCGCGAACGUGCAUAUUGCGCUACAGCGAAAUGAAUGCAUACAAAUGAGAUUCUGUGAAAUGUAUAUGUUAGUACGAUUGAAAGCUCAUCUUUUUUCAAUUAAUUAAUGUUCCUGAAUGAAGUCCUCGUUAAAACCCUCAGCUGGUGUGGCAGACAGCAUCUGUGUUAGCUGGUGACAAAUCCGAGUUCUAUCAGAUACGUGCGAUCCGAAACAUCCCGGCAGGGGGCGAGCCUCGGCAAGCCAGCCAAUGGCGGCCCAUGGUUGGCGAUAGAGUACAGUAAAUCAGACGUUGACUCUCCUCUCCUGUUUAUAGCAGCGCUGCCAACCUACCCAUGGUUGGAGCGGAACCUAUUGUAAUUGCGUAGGUAGACGUGACAAAUCAUGUGAAGAUAAAGGUCUGUGUCCGUACCCCUGCGCGUAUGGCGCUCUGACCACAUUUUACCAAAAUAUAUGAGGACCCUGA
Molecule: messenger RNA, 2778 nt
Organism: Amphibalanus amphitrite
Lineage: Eukaryota; Metazoa; Arthropoda; Thecostraca; Balanomorpha; Balanidae
Exons: 2
Coding region: 139-1617 (492 amino acids)
Source: RefSeq, a predicted model, not a curated record